AUGAAGUUGCCAUUAAGUGAGCAUGAGCUUACUAGUCUCUUAAAUGAUUUUCAAAAUGCACAAAAAGAACGAAUCAAAAUCAAGCAACAAGCAAACACCGUUUUCGAGUCUCAAAGUACUGGUGUGCAAAGUACCAAACCAUUGGAAGAGCUCGAAGAUGAACAUCAAAAGAUGUACUUGAGCAAAAUAAAUUUGACAGAAAAAUAUCAAUUCGCCCGUCAAUUAUAUUAUAUGGUGCAUAAUGAUGAUCGCAUUAAACAAUCAGGAUUUCCAGAUGUAGAAGAGACUGUUAAAAGGUUACUCUCUUUCAAUGAACGUCCUUUUAAUAUGUGGGUUUCAAAUGCGAAAUUUAAUGAUAUCGGUAUAAAUGAAGAUGCCUGGAAAAAAAGUAUGCAAAAAUUGGACAGGGACUUACUGGAUACGGCGAUGUCAAUUCGUGGAAUGGCCGACGUAUCUAUAAGAAGUGAGAAUGAUAACUUUCUUACAUUGUGGUAUUGGGAACUUAAAAAUGGUUUGAUUGAUGCACUUAAAUGUCGGCCUCCUUGUAAAUUGUCGUCCGCAUCAGACAAUUUAUUUUAUGAUAUUGUCGCAUAUGAUAUCACAUACGCUUCUGGAAUAGUGUAUGACAAAAAUAAUACAUCAAAAGUGCUAAAGUUUAGCACAAGACAUCGAGGUCGUUGUUUGCUUGUUUCUAUAAUAAGAAAAUAUCCGGAUGCUGAACCGGAUUCUAGUUAUGAUAUAAAGUUUGAUCAUCCCCUUGUUUUAUCAACCGCCAAAUUUCGUGAGAUGAUUCAAACAAUUACUACUUCAGGUAAAAGCGAAAAACGGGAUGUACAUUUUAUUUCGCCGGAAAUGGGGUUGUCCCGUUUUAUUACGGGCGUAUUAUGGAAUGAGAUGGAUUGGGUGGCAUUAAACAAACCCGACGAAAUGAACAUAUUUCCCGAUCAUAUAUAUGGUGGUAUUCCAGUAUUCAGACCAACCUGGGACCAAUUCAAAGAUUUCAGGGCGUUUGUAUCCGCGGUAAGACAUUAUGGCUAUGAUUCAGGCAUUAUAAAAAUAAUACCGCCGGAAGAAUGGAAAAAAUCACUUCCAAAAGACUAUUCUCGGCAAUUAAGCAAGGUUUUAAUCAAAAAUCCAUGCCAACAAAUGGUUAUGCGUGAUACUACAGUCGGAUAUUACGUCGUCCGAAACAUUGAAAGUGACAAAACCUAUACCGUUAAAGAAUGGGCUGAAUUAUGCGAAACACCAAAGUAUGCUACCCCGCCUCCUAAGAUGAAAAGCACUUCUUCCAAAUCGUCUCAACGAAGGAAUAACAAUUACGGAAAGGUACCUACAAAUCAUUCGCCUAAGAAGCGUAGCACAUCCGGUCAAUCACCACCCGGAACCCCACCACGUGCGAAGAAACGUGCACCUGAAAUUACUCAGACACCUCCCGAAACACCACCAAAAAUUUGUACGUCGGGAUCAAACAAGACAAUUACCAUGAUCUCCGACUUGUCACUACCUGAGCAGGCUAGCAUAACCGACUCGUUUGUAGAUAAUGAUUUUUCAUUACAAGACUACACUGAUGGCAGUGAAGUUGAAGAAGAAGUUGUACUCACUUCCGGUCAAGUGACUACCGAAUUCUUGCAGCAAAUGCCUGAAUUACAAGCUGCAAUCACACAUGUUCUAGGACCUUUAUCUGAACCUUCCAUGAAACUUAUAAAAGAAGAAGAACCAGAACUGACUAUGGAUUUUGAAAAAUUAGAUUAUCGUUCAGUUAACAGACGGCCGUAUAAUGAUGAUGAAUAUAUUAAAGAACUCGCUGCUUAUUAUUGGAAGAAUGUGACAUAUACCCCGCCCUAUUAUGGUGCGGAUAUGGCAGGUACCCUAUUUACUGAUGCGACCAAGUCGUGGAAUGUAAAUUGUCUCGAUAACUUGUUGAAUACUAUCGAUCCAAUUCCCGGUGUAAAUAAUGCGUACCUUUAUUUUGGAAUGUGGAAAGCGUGUUUCCCGUGGCAUGUCGAGGAUAAAGAUUUAUAUUCUAUUAAUUAUAUCCACUUUGGCGCACCAAAACAUUGGUAUGCGAUAUCUCCGAAACGAGCUGACAAAUUUGAACAGCAUAUGAGAGGUUGGUUUGGAUAUGCAUCUAAGAAUUGCUCUGAAUUUCUGCGCCACAAAGAGUUUCUUGCUUCACCCUCUGCCCUCGACCGUGCACCAAUUCUCUACAACCACGUUAUUCAACGGGAGGGUGAAUUUAUCAUAACCUUCCCUCGUGGAUAUCAUUCAGGAUUCAAUUUAGGGUUUAAUUGUGCUGAAAGUGUUAAUUUUGCCUUUGAAGACUGGAUUGAAAUCGGAAUUAGAGCAAAAUCAUGCGCAUGCCGUCCAGAUUCUGUCCGAAUCGAUGUCCGAGCUCUCUUUGGUCAUUUGUUGGAUCCAGAUCUCACAAAUACGAAGAUUAAAUUACCCUCUGAUUCUAUUGGUGCUACAUCAACUAAAAUUGUUCUUUCUCCGAAGAAGGGUAGGUUGAAAUCCCAUCAGAGUAAAGCAGUUCACCUUCACCAGUGUUAUUUAUGUCCAAAUAAAUACAGUCAUGACGAAGAAACAUUGGAAGGAGGUGAAUUUGAGCUUAUAGCUAAUGAUGAUGGCAGUCAAUAUGCUCAUGGUUUAUGUGCAAUGUUUGUUCCGGAAACAUGGAUCGCCAGCACAGAUGGUUCGAUGACUGGUUGUAAAAUUAUUGAAACAGAACCUAUACCUUCAUAUAGGUUUGAAACGGAAUGUCAAGUUUGUCAUACCAAGGAAGGUGCAUGUGUCCAGUGUCAAGAAGCUGGCUGUGCAAAGAGCUUUCAUGUAUCAUGUGGAGAUAAUGAUGGAAAUCAAUUUAAAGGAAUUGACUUAGAAGGUCAGAUAUAUUAUGUGAUCUAUUGUAAAACACAUCAAAAGGAUCAUGCUGCUAUUAUGGACAUUUUAGGUAUGGACGAUGAAGAGGAAGUUUCAGAUGCUGAAGAAUUUAAUACCAUGGAUCUGGACGUAACUUGGAGUGGAUAA
Cetraspora pellucida is the source of this 3027-nucleotide messenger RNA. The record is from the annotation of a GenBank genome assembly. Lineage: Eukaryota; Fungi; Glomeromycota; Glomeromycetes; Diversisporales; Gigasporaceae.